UGACAAGCAUCUGACAUUGCUUUUUGUGUGGCUGUGAUACUCAACAAAAAUAUAGUGUUUCAAUAAAGCAAAUUUUAUUGCAAUGUGACUUCGUUUAUUGAACAAAAAUUUAUCAUUUUCAUUUGAGUGUAAUGUUAGGUCAUAAUUCGUAGCAUAUUAUAUAUCUUAUUUUGAUAAACACAAAAUUCUAGUCAAUUAAACAUGAGCCUGUAGUUGAAGGUUCGAUAAAAUAAGAGGAUAAUCAUAUCACCAUCUUAGCAUGUACAGCAGAAAUUAAUUGUGAAAUUAGGUGAUGAGUGCCAAUGAAACUGCAACUUUGGUAAACACCUGUUGCGAAAACGAAGUACAUGGUGCUUUAUCCAUUACUGGUAGUGAUAUUUCAGCCGAAGACAUUCCUUUAGUUCCUGAAGUCAUUUUCGAAUCUACGUUGGAUUCCCCAGGGUUAAGAGAGUCACAGCCACUUCUGGGAGGGCUUGAUGUCUCUUACAAUAGUUUUCCAGAUGAUCCCUCGUUUGCCGAUUUGGUAUGGCAAGCAGAAGUGGCCAUUGACAAUGGAAUUUUCCCAGAAAGAAUAUCUCAAGGCUCCAGUGGAUCUUAUUUUGUCAAAAAUCCAGCAGGGAAGAGCAUUGGAGUUUUUAAACCAAAAGAUGAAGAGCCAUAUGGUCGUCUCAAUCCUAAAUGGACAAAAUGGAUGCAUAAAUUAUGUUGUCCAUGCUGUUUUGGCAGGUCUUGUUUGAUACCUAAUCAAGGGUAUCUAUCAGAGGCAGCAGCUUAUUUAGUUGAUGCCAAGCUCAAGCUAGAUAUCGUACCAAAAACAAAGGUUGUUAAGUUAGUGUCAGCAACAUUCAAUUAUCCCAGGUUUGAUCGACAAAAAGCGAGAAUGAAAAGGGCUAUCAUGGAACAAUUUCCAAAUGUUGGGUUGAGAUUCAAUAGAAUAGGCCUACCUCCCAAAAAUGGAUCAUUUCAAUUAUUCGUUGAUGGUUACAAAGAUGCAGAUUACUGGCUUAGGAGAUUCGAACAGGAGCCCCUACCUCCUAAGUUAGCCCAAAAGUUCCAAUUGCAGUUCGAAAGAUUGGUGGUUUUAGAUUAUAUUAUACGUAACACUGACCGCGGUAACGAUAAUUGGCUCAUAAAAUAUGACUGUCCAACAUUAGCCAAUGGAACUUCUGCGAACACUGUUAGUGCCCAAGUUGAAUUGAUUGAUACAACAGAAUGGAAUUUGGUUCAAUUACCUGAAAUUAGCAUUGCUGCUAUAGAUAAUGGUCUUGCCUUCCCAUAUAAACACCCAGAUAGUUGGAGAGCCUAUCCUUAUCAUUGGGCCUGGUUAUCUCAAGCAAAAGUUCCUUUCAGCAAAGAAACUAAAGACUUGGUGUUACCAUUGCUCUCCGAUAUGAAUUUUGUGCAGGACUUGUGUGAUGAUUUGUACCUACUGUUUAAACAAGAUAAAGGGUUUGAUCGAAGUUUUUAUGAAAGACAGAUGUCUGUUAUGAGGGGCCAAAUUUUGAAUCUAACCCAAGCUCUCAAAGAUGGAAAAUCACCGGUACAAUUAGUACAAAUGCCUGCUGUUGUUGUUGAAAAGUCUCAGAGUCAGCAUACUUCUAGAUUUUUCAACUUCACCCAACGCUUCCAAGAUAAGAGUCCAUUUUUCUCGUGGUGUUGAGAUGACUAUCUGCUCUACAUUUCCUUUUAAUUAUAAUUUUAAAAUUUAAUUUGUGAUCAUGAAAUAAAGUUAUUAUAAUUUUAUUGUAUACAGUUGAAAACAAACACGUUAAUUAAAUGGAUAAUUUAUUUAUUUAA
Messenger RNA from Harmonia axyridis, 1797 nucleotides. RefSeq names its product phosphatidylinositol 4-kinase type 2-beta (gene Pi4KIIalpha). Gene Ontology annotation, molecular function: 1-phosphatidylinositol 4-kinase activity. Bases 293 to 1660 code for a protein of 455 amino acids. Gene Ontology annotation, biological process: Golgi organization; endosome organization; phosphatidylinositol phosphate biosynthetic process. The transcript has 8 exons. NCBI's taxonomy places the organism in Eukaryota, Metazoa, Arthropoda, Insecta, Coleoptera, Coccinellidae. The record is from RefSeq and is a predicted model, not a curated record. Gene Ontology annotation, cellular component: endosome; lysosomal membrane; trans-Golgi network.